This is a messenger RNA of Budorcas taxicolor (takin), 3591 nucleotides long. RefSeq names its product apoptosis enhancing nuclease (gene AEN). NCBI's taxonomy places the organism in Eukaryota, Metazoa, Chordata, Mammalia, Artiodactyla, Bovidae. The record is from RefSeq and is a predicted model, not a curated record. The transcript is spliced from 4 exons. Gene Ontology annotation, molecular function: exonuclease activity; nucleic acid binding. Gene Ontology annotation, cellular component: nucleus. Bases 138 to 1121 code for a protein of 327 amino acids.
CGGGCUUGCCCGGGCGUGUAGCGGCUGCCGGCUCCCUGGACGCCACGUGCUGGCGUGAGGGGACUCGUGGGGCUUUCAGGCUGCUGCCCUGUUGGCAGAUCACCUCCCAGGCCUCCCUGGCCCUGAGUGGUGCACAGAUGCGGAUGGUACCCCAGGAAGCUCCUGAGUCAGUGCAGUGCCUGAGCCCUUCCCUGGCCAGCCGGAAUGCCAAGGAUGUGCUUCGGAGGAAGCACAAGAGGAAGAGCCGACAGCACCAGCGCUUCAUGGCCCGGAAGGCCUUGCUGCUGGAGCAGGGGCUGCUGAGCCCACUCCGGGAGCCAGGACCCUCCCCUCUGCCUAUGCUGCCCGGGGCCCCGCCAGGCACAGAAGUGGCCGGCAGUGCCAGGCAGCGUCCGCGGGCUGAAUCUGAAGGUGCUGGGUGCAACAGAAAGCCAGCCCCCAGGGACUCUGCCGGCCCCUUGCCCAGCAAGUGCGUGGCCAUUGACUGCGAGAUGGUGGGCACGGGACCCCGAGGGCGGGUGAGCGAGCUGGCCCGCUGCUCCGUGGUGAGUUACUACGGCGAGGUCCUCUACGACAAGUACGUCCGGCCUGAGAUGCCAGUCGUGGACUACCGCACGCGCUGGAGCGGCAUCACCCGGCAGCACAUGCGCAAAGCCAUCCCCUUCCAGGUGGCCCAGAAAGAGAUCCUCAAGCUCCUGAAGGGCAAGGUGGUGGUGGGCCACGCCCUGCACAACGAUUUCCAGGCCCUCAAGUACAUCCACCCUCGGGGCCAGACCCGGGAUACCACUUCCGUCCCCAGCCUCCUCAGCCAGCCAGGGCUCCACGUCCGGAAUCGUGUCUCUCUGAAAGACCUGGCCCUGCAGCUGCUGCACAAGAAGAUCCAGGUGGGCCAGCACGGGCACUCGUCCGUAGAAGACGCCAUGACCGCCAUGGAGCUCUACCGGCUGGUGGAGGUGCAGUGGGAGCAGCAGGCGGCCAGCAGCCUCCGGGCGCCCCCUGAGGACAGAGAGCCCGACAGCAGCACGGACGUGGAGCAGUACAUGCAGGACCAGUACUGGCCGGAGGACCCGGCCCAGGGCGCCAGCGGAGACGCGGGGGAGGUGCCGGGCCGGAGGGAGUGAGGGUGGAGAAGCUCCCCUGGGGAGCGGGGACCAGGAGAGCGCCUGGGGCAGGACGCUUGGCUGCCCCCGCAGUCUGAAGAGUCGGGACCACCUGCCCACAGCACAGCCCUCCCCUCUCCAGGGCUGUCAGCCCUUCCUCCCCAACUCCUGUGGUUUUGCUAAUGGCACUUUAUAGACACCCAUGAAAAUGGCAGGUGGGCUAGAACCCAGCAGAAGUAGGGAAUGCACCGACAGAUGACAUCAGGCCACUCCCACCCUCAUGGUGUGCUCUCUAAAGGGAUCAGGUCUCCCUCCUUGGGUGUGGUGGGUAGGGGUGUCAAUAUUCCAGAGUUCCCUUAUCUCCACCCAGUGACCUGGGGCAAAGUGUUCUUCCUGUUGUCACCAGCUACCUCUUCCUCCAGAGUCACUUUCUAGAAAAUAAACAUGCCCUUAGGCUAUACAGUUAAGGACGGUAAAGCAAUGUCUGCAGUGCAGGAGACCCGGGUUUGAUCCCUGGUUUGGGAAGAUCCCCUGGAGAAAGAAAUGGCAGCCCACUCCAGUAUCCUUGCCUGGAAAAUCCCACGGACAGCGGAGCCUGGUAGGCUACCGUCCAUGGGGUCACAAAGUGUCGAACACGACUGAGCGACUUCACUUUCUAGGCCAUUUUGUCCCUUUCUGAACUGGAACUCUGGCAGCAAUGGAACAACAGAGACCUCAGAUCACGGGGAGCUGGGUCCUCACCUGCUUGCGGGCAGGAGUCACCGGGUGCUCUUCUGGGAGGAGGGAAGGCAGAUAAGCUCUGGGUGGAGGCUGGCAUGUGUAUCUUGACCCAAGGCAGGCAUUCCUCCUGCCCACCCAGCACUAGAUCCUGAAGCAGAAGUCUGAGAAACAGUAGAGCGGUUUAAACUCUGGGGCCCCUCAGCAGAAUUGCCCACUGGGGUCUUUCUUUAUUGAGAGCAAGACCACAGGUCUCCAGGGGUGCAGAGGGCAGGUCUGCCAGGGUUAGACUGGGCAUUGACCGCUGUGUAGUGCCUGCACUUGGGUGGGUGCCCCCAGCCACUUGUGGUUGGGUGAGUGGGUGGGUUUUCUCUAAAUUACUAAAAACGUUCUCUGUCAGGAUUCAUCCCCCACCCCUCUGUCCUUUUUCCCUAAGGACCAGUUUUGUGGUAUUGGAGUACCUGAGAGCUCAAGUCACACAGAAACUCUGAGCCCCAUCUUAGCUCACUACUUAAUAGCUUUGAGACCUAGGCAAGUGUGUGACUUCACCUAAGUCUGAUUCCUCAUCUGUAAAAUGGGAAUAAGGGUACCACCUACCUCACAGGGUUGUUAGGCUCUGUGAGCUGUGUUUUCUUUUUUUUUUUUUUUUGAGCUGUUUUUUCUUUAAGGAUUAGUGUUAGGUUCUUCCAAGUAACACCUGAACACACCCUGGGGCCAUUUGAGGGCUUUGGCCCCAAAUAUUUCCAGCCUUAACAGUAAACAAAGGAAGUCACAGUCACCAGCAAUUGCAGAUUGCAGCCCUUAAACAGUGAACUGGUGAACCCUGAGGAAACUCGGCUGAAAAGAAUACCUGUCAUCUAGCAGUCAUCGGACUAGCCACUCCCUGCAGCAGAGCCCUGAGAACACUCAGGAUGUGACGCUCAGGAUACCGGCCCCAGAGAGCUGAGGCGCAAAUCAAAGGAGUGAUUUCAGCUUGAACCCAGACUCUCGCAUCUUCCCAUGCAUAGAAAAGCACUAAACUCAACCCGAGAUUUCUGGUUUUAAGUAGCAUCGUAUUUUGAUGUUUGGACCACUUGCCCUAUGUUUCAAAACUCCUAUAUAGCCUGACUCCACUCCUCGCCUGCUCAGAUCAGAGCUCUGAAAUGCUGCCUCCUGGGCUGCAGUCCUCAUUUUGCACCCAAAUAAAACUUAACAUCUCUCACGCUGUGCAUUUUUUGCCCAGACAGGACUUGUUCUUGUGGCUAUUCCAGUAGGUGGGGCACGGGCCACCGAGCACAGCUCACUCUUCCCUGUGCUGCUGUAUCAAUCUGAGCAAAGCAGCAGGGCCAGGGAGUGAGAGACACUCCUGAAAACAUAACAGCAAACGCAGGGCCGCAGACUGUUCUGGGUGCUGGCUGAGUCACUGACCAGCUGCUGAUCAGCUUCCAAGACUUUGUUCUAGGCUCCCGAAAAGCCUAGCGGAUGCCACACUCACAGCUGAGCAGUUGCUUAAGGGCUUUGGGCUUUCGGCUGAGGGAUGGAGCAGUUCGCAUGUGGAGAUGUACUGGGUUUAAAAUCAGCUUUGUAAAACCGUUCUGGAAUAAAACUCAACUGGAAAAAUGGGUGAAAUGGCCUUCUGAAUCCUCCAGCCGAGGUGGGAGGGGGCUUGGUGGAGGGGUUGUGGGACCUCAGGGCACCGAGUCUUGCUGGGUGCUUUGGCCUUUGAGGUGGGUGGCUUUUAAGAUGGUGCUUUGGAAUGUGGCAGGAAAAUAUUAGAGCUACAGAAUUUAUGUAG